AUGGCUUUAGCAUUACAGAGACGAGCCAAUGUGCGAUUACCCCCCGAGGUUAAUAGAAUACUUUACGUAAGAAAUUUGCCGUAUAAAAUUUCUGCAGAAGAAAUGUACGAUAUUUUUGGAAAGUAUGGCGCAAUUCGACAAAUACGUGUUGGAAAUACACCAGAAACAAGGGGGACAGCAUUUGUUGUCUAUGAGGAUAUAUUUGAUGCUAAAAAUGCCUGUGAUCAUUUGUCUGGUUUUAAUGUCUGCAAUAGGUAUUUGGUGGUACUAUAUUAUAGAUCAAAUAAAGCCUUCAAAGGCAUGGAUAUAGAAAAGAAACAAGAAGAAUUGGAUACAUUGAAAAAGAAAUAUGGUAUUACAACAGAUGAACUACGGAAA
This is a messenger RNA of Iphiclides podalirius (scarce swallowtail), 378 nucleotides long. The record is from the annotation of a GenBank genome assembly. Lineage: Eukaryota; Metazoa; Arthropoda; Insecta; Lepidoptera; Papilionidae.